AUGAAUAGCAAUGAUAAAUUAACAUUACCGCCCAUUUCAACGAUGGAUCGACCACCAUCUGCUAGUUCUAGUUCAUCGUUUUUAUCAACAUCAUUACCUACUCCAAGAUUAGAGCAUUGGUCAUCACCACCAUUUAUAAAUAGACAACCUAAUGAACCAGAUAAAUUGAAUAAAGAUAUUAAUGAAGUAGUAUACCAAUGUAAUAUAAUCUGUGAUAAUAUGAUUCAAGGAAAAGGACAGUUUAUACAUUUACAAUCACAGCAAGAUAUGGCAUCAACAAGAUUAUGGUUAGACGAUAUGGUGAAUAGAGCUAAUGAAGUGCUGAAUGCGUUAUUAAGAUUAAGAAAAUAUCAAAUGGCUGCAGAGCAAACGCGUGCUUCAAAUAGUGAAGCAUCGUUCAAUCAACAAGAAUCCACAUCAUCAUCAAGACAGCGUAAAAGAGUGCAGAAAAGACCUGCGUUUCAAGGAAGAUGCCAUUCAUGUAAUAUAUCUGAAACACCAGAAUGGCGACGAGGUCCUGAUGGUGCACGUACUCUCUGUAAUGCUUGCGGAUUGCAUUAUGCAAAGCUAACUAAAAAGCAACAACAACAACAACAACAAACACAACUAUUACAAAUAAUGAAAGCACAGCAACAGGAACAAGAACAAGAACAAGAACAAGAACAAGAACAACAAGAACAAGAACAGCGGUCUCCGCAGCAACAUCAAUAUCAGUAUCCAUAUCAACAACAACAAGAGGAGCAAAUGGUACUGAGUCAUUCUAUUUCAUCUGCAGAUGAACUAUCUAGAAAAAUGACUCCACCAAGAGAUGACGAUGACAUUAGUCUAGAUAGAUUGUCAACAGGUUAA
Molecule: messenger RNA, 849 nt
Organism: Rhizopus microsporus ATCC 52813
Lineage: Eukaryota; Fungi; Mucoromycota; Mucoromycetes; Mucorales; Rhizopodaceae
Exons: 3
Coding region: 1-849 (282 amino acids)
Biological process (GO): regulation of DNA-templated transcription
Molecular function (GO): zinc ion binding; sequence-specific DNA binding
Source: RefSeq, a predicted model, not a curated record